UCCUGUGGCUCGCGGCGUUGGCCCGGGAUGGGGGAAUCCUAGAGCGGGCGGUGGAGCAGGCUCUCCUGCACCUCAAGCUUUCUGGUAGACGCCCUGCGGCCGCCGCCGCCGCCGCCGACUGGGAGCUUCCUGCGGAGAGAACGGCGCGGUGCCUGCCAGCGGGAGGGUCUGGGGCCUAGCUGACCCGAGCUGCUGGUGAAGGCUCUGCUUAGUGGCCUCAUCAGGCCACGCCUCAGCCGGUGUGGCUGAAGAGCCCAGGAGGUGGUGGUGCUGUCAGCUUGCUAUGGCAUUGUUCAAGUACCUACUGGACCGUGGUUUUGCAGGAAAUGUGAAUCUCAGGAGAGAGCGGCCAGAGUGAGAUGUGAACUGUGUCCCCAUAAGGAUGGAGCUUUAAAAAGAACAGAUAAUGGGGGUUGGGCUCAUGUGGUUUGUGCCCUGUAUAUUCCAGAGGUACAAUUUGCCAAUGUUUCUACAAUGGAACCUAUCGUUUUACAGUCUGUUCCACAUGAUCGUUAUAAUAAGACUUGCUACAUUUGCGAUGAACAAGGAAGAGAAAGCAAAGCAGCCACUGGUGCUUGUAUGACAUGUAAUAAACAUGGAUGUCGACAGGCUUUCCAUGUAACAUGUGCUCAGUUUGCUGGACUACUUUGCGAAGAGGAAGGUAACGGUGCCGACAACGUCCAGUACUGUGGCUACUGUAAAUACCAUUUCAGUAAGCUGAAAAAGAGCAAACGGGGAUCUAAUAGGUCCUAUGAUCAAAGUUUAAGUGAUUCCUCUUCUCACUCUCAGGAUAAACAUCAUGAGAAAGAGAAAAAAAAAUACAAAGAGAAGGACAAACACAAACAAAAACACAAAAAGCAACCAGAACCAUCACCUGCUUUGGUUCCAUCACUGACUGUUACGACAGAAAAAACUUACACAAGCACUAGCACCAACUCUAUGUCUGGAUCAUUGAAGCGCUUGGAAGAUACUACGGCAAGAUUUACAAAUGCAAAUUUCCAGGAAGUCUCUGCACACACAUCCAGUGGAAAAGAUGUUUCAGAACCUAGAGGGUCAGAGAGCAAAGGGAAGAAGUCUGCAGCUCACAGCUCAGGUCAGAGGGGAAGGAAGCCUGGUGGUGGAAGAAACCCAGGAGUGCCUGUGUCAGCAGCUAGUCCCUUCCCGCAAGGUAAUUUUUCAGGAACUCCAGGCAGUGUGAAGUCUUCCUCUGGAAGUUCAGUGCAGUCUCCCCAGGAUUUCUUGAGCUUUACAGACUCAGAUCUGCGCAGUGACAGUUACACUCACGCCCAGCAGUCGUCAUCAACCAAAGAUGUACAUAAAGGAGAGUCUGGAAGCCAGGAAGGGGGUGUAAAUAGUUUCAGUUCCUUACUUGGUCACCCUGCAACCUCAGCUGUUAUUUCACAGCCUAAAAGCUUUGAAAAUUCACCUGGAGAUUUGAGUAGUUCCAGCCUUCCUACAGCAGGAUAUAAGCGGGCCCAGACUUCGAGCAUAGAAGAAGAAACCAUAAAGGAAAAGAAAAGAAAAGGAAGUAAACAAAGUAAGCAUGGGCCUGGUAGACCCAAAGGAAAUAAAAGUCAAGAGAAUGUUUCUCAUCUCUCAGUUUCUUCUGCUUCACCAACAUCAUCAGUGGCUUCGGCUGCAGGAAGUGUCGCAAGCUCCAGUCUUCAAAAAUCUCCCACUUUGCUCAGGAAUGGAAGUUUACAGAGUCUUAGUGUUGGCUCAUCUCCCGUUGGUUCAGAAAUUUCCACGCAGUAUCGGCAUGAUGGAGCUUGUCCAACAACUACGUUCUCAGAGUUGCUGAAUGCAAUACACAAUGGUAUUUAUAACAGCAGCGAUGCAGCAGUGUCAUUCCCCAUUGCGGCGUCCGGCUCAGGGUCCAGCACUCCGGUCUCCACCUCACAUUUACCCCCACAGCCUUUGGGGCAUUCGCAGCAGCCGGGUGCUCUUUCCCCCUCCACUGCCUCAACCGUAACACCUGCUUUGGCCACAACACAGGCGAAUGCCCUGUCUUGCCCCUCCCUGGGGCAGGCGCCCUCGCACGUGUACGGCAGCAGGUUAAACCCGAACCCGGUGGUGGCAGCGCUCAUAGCCCAGGCUGACAACAGCCAAACAGAUCAGGAGCUGGGAGACAGCAGCCGAAGCCUGGUCGGUAGAGGAAGCUCACCCCGAGGAAGUAUCUCCCCGAGAUCCCCUGUGAGCAGCUUGCAGAUGCGCUAUGAUCAGCCCGGCGGCAGCAGUUUGGAAAAUCUGCCUCCAGUGGCAGCCAGCAUAGAGCAGCUGCUGGAGAGGCAGUGGAGUGAAGGACAGCAGUUUCUAUUAGAGCAGGGCACACCCAGUGACAUUUUAGGAAUGCUGAAGUCCUUACACCAACUUCAAGUAGAAAAUCGAAGAUUAGAGGAACAGAUUAAAAACUUGACCGCCAAGAAGGAGCGUCUGCAGUUGCUGAACGCACAGCUUUCAGUGCCUUUCCCGACCAUAGCGACAAACCCCAGCCCGUCCCAUCCGAUGCACACAUUUUCUGCACAGACUGCUCCGACUACUGAUUCCUUGAACAGCAAUAAGAGCCCUCAUAUAGGAAACAGCUUUUUACCUGAUGGUUCUCUUCCUGUAUUAAACCAGGACUUAACCUCCAGUGGUCAGAACACCAGCAGCUCCUCCACCCUGUCCACCCCUCCGCCCGCCGGCCAGAGUCCGGCACAGCAGGGCCCCGGAGUCACUGGGGCCCAGCAGGUCAACGGCGUGGCCGUCGGGGCGCUGGCGGGGGCGGUGCAGCCCGUGGCUGCCUCCAUCCCUGCCGCCACUGCGGUCGGGGGGGUGAUGGGAGCUCUGCCCGGUAACCAGCUGGCAAUUAACGGCCUUGUAGGAGCUUUAAACGGGGUGAUGCAGACCCCCGUCACCCUGUCCCAGAACCCUGCCCCCCUCGCCCACACAACCGUACCGCCUAAUGCGACACAUCCAGUGCCAGCCUCGCUGACUAACAGGAUCAGUGUUGUAGACUCGAUGAUCGUUGUGGGAUUGGAAUGCCUUAGUGAACAGCACGGCCGAGUACAUGACCCAGCCUGCCUGCUGUGUGGGGUCCCUGUGGAGCAGCACCAGGCCUUCCUGUACCAGCUGGUGCAGCAGCAGCAACAGCAGCACCACCCGCCCGAGCUGCAGCCGCUGCAGCUGCCCAUCAACAGCCUGCUGGCGGGGGCCCCAGCGCCUGCUCUGCACACGGCCGCCACCAACCCCUUCCUCUCCAUGCACGGGGACGGCGCCGGCCAGAAGGUCACGAGAAUUAGUGAUAAAACUGGGCCUGUAGCUCAAGAGAAAAGUUGACCCCUGAGAGACACCUGAAACAGCCUCUCCUUCGUCGGGCACCAGCGAGGGUGUUGCUGCAGCCCCUGCAGACGGCUGUGAACUGAGACUGAGACUCGGCCGCAGGACAGCUCGCCUGAGGGCGCUUGGAAGGCAGAUUGAUUUUAUUGUUGCUUUGUUGCACUGAAUUGAGUUCCCGUACCCUCUGCCUCACCCAAAGGUUUUAAAUUUUGAAAGAAAAUGUCAUAGGUAAUUUUUUUUGUCAAUGAAAUAACUUACAUAUAAUGAGUUUAUCAACCCAAGAAAAAUUUAAUAGUCGGUGCACAAACAGUGUUUUGCUAUUCACAUCUCCACUUUUUUAACAACUAAAGACUGGUUCCACUUACAAACUCCUCGGUUUUACUGUAUAAGCUGGAGUAUGGAGUGCCAGAAUACCAUCUCUUCUUCCGGUUAUAGUCAGAGCUGCAAUUUCAAGGGACUGUAAAUUUCUUCUUUAGGAUUGCAGGUAUAUAUCAUGUCAUUAUAUAACUGGGACUACAAAACUUCACAGUUAUCUCCUUUCUAAUGAGACUUGGCCAGUUUGGUAAUCUAGGACGUGACAUUCGCUUCUGCCGAAGGUACUUUUCUUUUGCUAAGUGCUUCUUUAGUGUCCAGACCUCGCGGUAUAGGGAGACUUUGCGUAAAGUUCUGAGGCUGCUGGGGAACGGGGUCAGAGCAGAAGUGUCUUUCAGAAAGAGCCCGUUCUGGAGGCUGCUGCAGGGCUGGCCUUGACCAAGGGUGAGCGAACCCCGCUAAAGCGGCUCCAGGCCAGGCCUCACCGCUGGCACAAGGUCCUGUGCACGCAGGCAGCUCAGGCAGAACCGUGUCCCGCAGAGGUUUCUCCACUUGCGAUCACAAACAGAAGGAGGGUUCUGGCCAGAACGCGCAUUUGUUUUAUUUAAGCAGCUUCCCAGCUCUAAGCACUGUGGCUCCCCAGUAGCAGCCCUGUGCCCCGCCUGCCUUCCCCCCGCGGCCACAGGCGUUAGUGACUAGACCCCCACUGUGUCCUUAGCUGGAAGAACACGCUAAUUCCGCAGUAUGUCUGUUGGUUAAACAUUGGACAGUUCUUACCUCAUUUCUGUAAAUAAGGUUUUGUGAAUCUGUUUUGUAUUGUGAAAAAUUCAUAACAUUGAUAUUUUGAUUUGUAAUUCUUCUAAUUGGUAGAUUUAAUUGAAAAUUAAAAUUAAUUUAUUUUUAUAUGUCCAGGGGAAUUUUAAAGAAAGAC
Molecule: messenger RNA, 4561 nt
Organism: Heterocephalus glaber (naked mole-rat)
Lineage: Eukaryota; Metazoa; Chordata; Mammalia; Rodentia; Bathyergidae
Gene: Mllt10
Product: MLLT10 histone lysine methyltransferase DOT1L cofactor
Biological process (GO): regulation of transcription by RNA polymerase II
Cellular component (GO): nucleus
Molecular function (GO): histone binding; nucleosome binding
Source: RefSeq, a predicted model, not a curated record